Messenger RNA from Oncorhynchus keta (chum salmon), 8886 nucleotides. RefSeq names its product E3 ubiquitin-protein ligase NEURL1-like. The record is from RefSeq and is a predicted model, not a curated record. Gene Ontology annotation, biological process: negative regulation of Notch signaling pathway; nervous system development. The coding region runs from base 213 to 1994 and encodes 593 amino acids. Gene Ontology annotation, molecular function: ubiquitin protein ligase activity. NCBI's taxonomy places the organism in Eukaryota, Metazoa, Chordata, Actinopteri, Salmoniformes, Salmonidae. The transcript is spliced from 6 exons. Gene Ontology annotation, cellular component: postsynaptic density; plasma membrane.
CGCACAGUGAAUGGAGGAGCAGCCUUCACUACCGCUCUGCUUGGUGCUUAGGGGACCUGGAGUGCACUGUGUUUAUAUUCCAAUCGGGAGAAAGAACGACCGCUCUGGAUGUAGCCUCCAAUCAUGUUGUCGGCGUUGGAUUGUGCAUCAACACCGCAAGUGUUUGAAUAUUGAGAGCUGGGAUAUAAGGGCUGCCGACUGGAAUUGUAGUCAUGGGAGGCCAGAUAACGCGAAAUGCCUUGUACGACUCUCUGGGCGGUCCGUUCCCCUCCACCACCCACCGAUGCCACCACAAGCCCAAGCGCUGCCUGCCCAUCCAGCAGUGUGGCGGUGUGGGCGGGGGCCAGAGGAGAGGCCUGGCCAUAAGUCCCUUGCUCUUCCACCCGAACACCAAGGGCUCCCAGAUCGCCAUGGACCUGGCCCAGAGGACCGUCAAGAGGCAGGCCAGCUUCUGUAACGCCAUCACCUUCAGCAACAGACCCGUAGCGUUGUACGAGCAGGUCCGAAUCAAGAUCACUAAGAAGCAGUGUUGCUGGAGUGGAGCUCUCCGUCUGGGCUUCACGGCUAAAGACCCGUCCCGUAUCAACCCAGACAGCCUGCCCAAGUAUGCCUGUCCUGACCUGGUCUCCCAGAGUGGCUUCUGGGCCAAGGCACUACCUGAGGAGUUCGCGAACGAAGGGAACGUCAUCGCCUUCUGGGUGGACAAGAAGGGCCGGGUCUUCUAUAGAAUCAAUGAGUCCAAUCCGAUGUUGUUCUUCAGUGGGGUGAGAACAGGAGAACCUCUGUGGGCACUGAUAGAUGUCUAUGGGUUGACCCGUGGAGUGCAACUGCUAGAGAGUGAGAUGGUCCCUCCCGACUUCCUCCGUCCCCGCUCCUUCACCACCGUACGCUCCUCCUCUCUCCGCCGCGAGGCAGAUGAAUCCCGCCUCUCUGUCAGCCUCUGUGACCUCAACCUGCAGGAAGUGAACGGCUCUGGCCCAGCCCACCCACAUAACCACGCCCAUCUCCACCUGGCCCCUCCCUCCGCCUCCUGCCCCAUCCCCCAGAACUCCCUCAACACCCAGCAGUCCUCUGUCCUCCCACACUCCCUCGAAAGCGACCUCCAUUUCCACGCCCUCCGCGGUGCCCACAUCAAGACGCUCGACGAGCAGACAGUGGCGAGAUCCGAGCAUGCCAGAGAGGAGCGAACGCUUGUCUUCACUGACCGGCCACUGCGUACCGGUGAGACCGUGUUUAUCAAGGUGACCAAGUCGAGCCCAGCUAGGUCGGGAUCGCUGUCCUAUGGCGUGACAUCAUGCGACCCCGCCGUUCUGCGCCCUAGCGACCUGCCCUACAACCCGGAGGCCUUAGUCGACCGCAAGGAAUUCUGGGCUGUGUGCCGAGUGCCCACACUGCUCCAGAGCAGUGAUAUACUGGGCUUCCUGGUCAACCAGGAAGGGGAGGUGAUCUUGAGCCACAAUGGCACCAAUGCGGGGAUGCAAGUGUGUGUGGACAACUCCCGGCCCCUGUGGAUGUUCUUCGGUCUGCAUGGAGCCGUCACUCAACUCAGGAUACUGGGUUCCACACAUCUCGGGGACCAGCCGGCGCGGGCUCCCUCCAUCCCCAGCUCUCCCUCCUCCUCCCCCCACACCCCCAGUGCCCUAGCCCUGGCCCUGGGUAGUGGAAGCUCCGACCCUGUCCUUAACGGAGGCCUGGGAGGCCCCAGCUCCGCGGCCUACUGUUGUGGCUCUGCGGGAGGAACGACCCCCAGCUCGCCCGUCAGCCUCCCCAAGUCGCCCACCUUCCCAUCAGGCAGUGGGAGAGGGCCCGGGUGGCCGACAGGCGAUGAGUGCUCCAUCUGCUACGAGAACCACGUGGACACGGUCAUCUACGCCUGCGGUCACAUGUGUCUCUGCUACACCUGCGGCGUCAAACUCAAGAAGAUGUCCAACGCCUGCUGCCCCAUCUGCAGGAGACAAAUCAAAGACAUCAUUAAGACCUACCGUAGUACGUAGGGGGCCUUUGAAGCUAAGGGCCUCGUAUCUGAGGGCCACAGGCAUAAGUUAAUGGGGAGAGGAAGAAGACGUUGAGGAAAGACUGAUAAACUUUUGAGAUCAGGGAAAUGGACAAUGAACAGUUCGCUCUGGUACUUUUGUGUGAUGGAUUUUGAGGAAGAAUCUUGGUUUUUGUUUCAAAUAGCCAUUUUUUUGUUUGCUGGUAACACUUAGUACACCUGCACUGCAAAGGUCUCUUGCAUUUCCACUUUCCCUCUGACGCAGUGUGUGACGGCUUUUGAAGUGGCGGGUUUGCAACCGCGGCGAGAACUUCCUCUCUCAACUACAAGUUUUCAAUCUUCUUGCUCUCUCCAAGGAUUCAGGAAGUUUCAGACUUUGAGGAAAGAGAAGACGUGAAAGUACUUUUUAUUUUGUUGUUUAAGCCACUUCCAGACGACUGCCGCUCGUUUGCAUGGAAGCAAACCAGAUGGUUUCAAUUCAACGUUUUUGGUCUUGAGAUGAUGUAUUUAUGUUGAAGAGGAGAAGGACUGUUAAGUUCCAACAUUUGCUUCUUAACUUGACUCAACUUUGUCUGUAAAAAAAAAAACAACAGGCAAAAUGUCUACCCUUGUCCACAGAUAGUUCUUUAUUAACACUACGUCUCAGUAUGACACAACUUCUGUCUGUGUGUUACUUAGGCAAACUGCAGAGGAAAAGAGAGGACUUAUUUGUUGCUGAAGCGCCGUGACCGGAAAGGGAUGCAUUUCUGCAGUAGUCAUAGGAUUCAUCAAUAGGAAGAUGAUCACAGUUGUAUAAAGUUGUGAAGUAUAGGGACGUAAGUAUAUGACGUGUGAAGGAGGGCUGUAUCACCUCUUGCUCCUAUACAGUAAGUCAUAUAUUCUCAACCAAAUGUAUUUGUGUGGUAGUUCUAUAGCACAUUCAUUGGUGGUAGCUGUCCUGUUGCGCUAGCUAGCUAUCUGCUUGCUCUGCAGUGUCUUAUGUUGCACUGAAGUCAGUACUGCGCUCUCGGAAAUGCCCCAUCAAGAAAGGAGAGGAUACAUAUUAUUUUACACAAUAAAUUUAAACAGCCAUCAAAACCAUGUCACGUGACUGGAAGCAGGAAGUGAACGUACAUUUAUUGGGUGUUCCUCAGGUCCAGCUGUUAACGCCCCAAAAUGGUGACAGUUUACGCAAACACCAGCCCAAUGCACUGUGAUUGUUGCCAUGGUAACAGCAUUCGACGUCGAUCCGACACAGCCCCCUGCCUUAAUUUAUGAACAUUUACUUUGUUACCCAACGGAUGUGUGAUCAAUAAUGCUUUGUCUAUCCAUAAUUUUCACCAAGACCCCUUACUAAAUACCAAAUACGAUAUUGUGUGUCAGAAGAAAAGCUUUCAGAAACAGGACUUCAGAAACUCAGAGGAUAAAAAGCACAUGAAACAAAACUGAGUUGUAUAACUUAUUUUUAUAACUCAAAAUACUUACUGGUCAGAGGUCAUUUGCAUCACAGACAGUCAGUAAUAUGUACACAACCCUAACCCUAUCACGGUACUAUUCUAACAUCUGCAUAGUGCUUUAACCAGCAACAAAUACCCUUCACAGUUACACACAUUAAUGUAGGGUUAUGAGAGGUAGAUGAGAGGUCAGUUACACACUUACCCCAUAUGACUUUUAUCACUUUGAGGCGAAUCCUAAUUUAUACUUAAGUCGAAUUAUCACUCAAUGUGAUUUUGUAAAAGUAAGACUUUUCCCCUUUCUGAUCAGUAUGUGUCAUGUAUCCCAUUGAAAAUCCCCUCGUGCUUGUGUGUACUGGAGCUAUAGGCCAUAGCUUUCUGCCGAGAGCUGAAAAGGCAGUUUUGUAUCACGUUUAUCUUGCAUCCUGGUGUAAUUAAUAGAUUAUCGACAAAUUAAUCUGGAAUGUAAUGCUGCGACAGUAUUUGCCAGCUCUCUGUGUUUGGGGCAAAUACUGACAGAUGUUUCGUAUACAUCCUCUUUACACUCACAAACAGAACUUUGUGUUUUUAUGAUAUUAUAUGCUACUGCUUGAAGUGUUAAUUCACAUUUUGAAUGUUAAUUUAUGUUUUAAAAUGAGGCAAAUGGUUUUAUUGGUGUGGUUGGUAGUAUCGAAAGAGAAAAAACAUAUUUUGUCAGCUUUCUUUUUCGAUUCAUAGUCAUGAUUGUAAUGUUUGUUUUCUGGUUGAUUGAAACCAUGAAAUAACCAGCUAUUUCUACUUCUACUCUGUAUCCUAAAGCUAGGAACGAUAUUAUCUUGUACCUUCCACCAAUACCUAGGACUCCCUGCAGUAUACAAUCAUAACACCUCGUUGCUUUGGGUAAAAGACAAGCACAGAUGAAUAAUUUUACAAACCCUGAAUAUUCAGACGCUUUUUUGUCAUUUUGACGUUGUUGUUUAUGCCUCCUUUCGAGUCCAAACCAGGUUUGUUUUUAUAGCUCUUACCAAGUAUAAAUGUAAAGGCCGUCGUUGUAUGGCAAUGUUAAAUGUCACUUUAUAUGAAUCCUGAUUGUACUUUUGAAAGGGUCUAGUCUAUAGGCAAUCUCCCAGCAUAUUCUAUCACAGUAAAAUUUGCGCUGAUACUAAGUGUGCGACGAAAUCCGAAAUCCAAUCAAAAAUCUAUGUGUUAUUCCACCUCAUAAUUUGCAAUGUCUGUGCUAAACGCACUUAAUUUCCCCUCUCUUGAAAUGUUUUGUUUUUUUACAGUUGUUUUUUUUACUGGCCCUUUUAGGAAUUUAACCCACAACCACUAAUGUAAACAAUAGUCAUUGAACAUACGGUCAUGUCAUAAAUGGCAUACCCAUACAUUGACAACCUAUAAUAACGUAAAAGUUAAAUAGCAUGCAAAAAAAAACAAGGCACCUAAAUUGCUGCCUAUCAUAUUUAUUGAGUUACUACAUACAGUAUUUAUUGAAGUGGUCUGACUCAUGUCAGUACUCAGUGGCUUAAAGUUCAGCCCUCCACACAGAUACUAUGACUAGGGCCCAGAAUUGUUCCUGACCUAGUGACCUGGAAAACUCAGGGCCCUAACUAUAACACCAACCAGUUGCGGUGUGAUACCAAUUUACCCCAAAAAUAUUUUUGGUUUCUCUCCUGAUUGUUUGUCGACCCGGUAGUGUAUUUAUCUUCUAUUGAAGUGUUUUGAUCUCAGAUCCUACUGUACUUGGGUGUUUGCUUUCUUCUUCUACCCUCCUCCAUUUUAGUAAAGCUUCUUCAGAUAUUACUAGACAGGUUUCACCUGGGAAAUAUACCUUAUCUUCUGUCUUUUAGUUGUUUGAGUUGAUUGUUCACGCCGUCCUAGUUAGUGAACUUUGGGACCAAUAGAAGACGAGCUAAAAAAAUAAAACGCGACAUCACAAUCUCCUAGGCCAUCAUUUAGACAGAGUUAAGGGGUCGAUCAGAACGCUACACAUAGAAACGUAACAUAGGCUAUAGGUCAAACACGAUUGCUCCUAUUAUCCAUGAUAUAGAAGUAUAUAUGUUCUAUGUUGUGACUCAUCCAUUGUUUAAGAUACUUUGCAAACCUGUCUUUAUUUGAAAACUAGUUUCCAAGUGAUCUGUUUGUGAGCUAUGUGAGUCGGACGAUUGUGUCAAUAAACUUUCCAGACGUGUUACAAAGAAGUGUCUGUGCCGGCUUUUCUCUUAAAACUUGAAUAGAACAUAAAUGACAAAAAAAUGUGAUUACAAGUGAAUUCUAUAUUUUCUAUCACAUCUCCAAUAUCUUAAUAUGAUUGGAUUAUCUCCCAUACGUUUCCAACUGCAACAUGCACUUGAUGACAAAUUCGUAUUUAUUAUAUCCAUACUCUUGAUUUGAAUUCAUCCAGUAAAUGAAGUCGCUCUGGAUAAGAGCGUCUGCUAAAUGACUUAAAUGUUAAAUGUUAAAUGUAAAUGUCUUCUUUUUUUUUUUUUUUACAUUUAUUUAAGUUUUAUUUAACCUGGAAGGGCUCAUUGAGAUUUGCAGUCUCUUUUUCAAGAGUGUCCUGGCCAAACUACAGGUAAUCUAGUAAAAAAACAACAUAGAAUUCACAAGAGUAUAACAAAAUCAUAAAACAGCUAAUUAAAAACAUUAACAGGUCAGGGAACCAGCCUCAAAUCAACCUUCCAAACAAUAAAAAUGGCCAAAUAAAAAGGUAGUAAACCCAAAAUGGCUUUGUAAAUAAAAGUAUAUCACUGCCUGAGCCUACGAGUGACUGGAGAAGGCCAGCCAACCCUGGUAUACAAAGUGCAGUGGUGCGUAAGGGUUGUGCAGUUUAAAAUACAACUCAGUGCUCCAUGGUAAAGGGUGUCAAUUGAUCUCAAACACUGAGAGGAAGCAUUCAUAUAGAACAUAUCCCCAUAGUCUAGUAAAGGCAUCAAUGUAGCUGAUACUAGCCUCCUUCUGGCUUCAAAAGAAAAACAAAAUAAAACAAAAUAAAUUCCCAACUUCAUUUUUUAAAAUUUAAGUACAUUUUUGAAUAUGCAAUUUAAAAGAGAGGCCGUCGUCAAUUAAAAUUCCAAGAUAUUUCUAUGAGGUUACUGUUUCAAGUAGGGUCAGGUAGUAAUAGGUGAAAGGUUCAGAGGUGUAUUUCUUGCUUUAGAAAAAAUCAUUAGAUCGCAGUGCUAGCUGUGCCACUAGAGAUUCUGGGUUCGAGUCCAGGCUCUGUCACAGCCGGCUGCGACCGGGAGACCCAUGGGGUGGCGCACAAUUGGCCCAGCAUCGUCCGGGAUUGGGGAGGGUUUAGCCGGUGGGGGGCCGGGAGCAGUGCAUGCUGACACGGUUGCCAGGUGUACAUUGUUUCUUCCAGCACAUUGGUAUGGCUGGUUUCCGGGUUAAGUGGGCAUUGUGUCAAGAAGCAGUACGGCUUGGUUGGGUUGUGUUUCGGAGUAGGCACGCUCUCGACCUUCGCCUCUACCAAGUACAGAGCCCUGGGGCACACCAUUACAGACAGACAAUUUAACAGACAUGAGCCCAUCAAAUUGAGUGCACUGAGUUCUAUCAGGCAGAUAGUUAGCAAACCAUGCAACUGCAUGCGCCGAAAGACCAAUGCUCGACAGUCUCUGCCUUAGAAUAGCAUUAUCAACUGUAUCAAAAGCCUUAGAGAGAUCAAUAAAAAGUGAGACACAGUGCUGUUUUUUGUCAAAGGCUUCAGUGAUAUCAUUUAAAACCUUCAUGGCUGCUGUAAUUGUGCUAUGCUUCUUCCUGAAGCCCAAUUGGUACAUUGAUAAAACAGAGUUAGUAUUUAAAAGCUAUUAGCUGUUCACUAACAAGGGUUUCAAAUAAUGAUACAAUCCAUUGAUUAAGAUGACUACCAUCCCCCAGCCACGCUGAUUGCAUGUAUCAUGAACACAGUUUGUCAGCAUAGUGGUAAAACACACAGGAAUCCAAAUAGAGAGGCUAACCCAGACCUACACAACCCUGACCUUCUGUGGUCCAGUGGAACUUGGUGCUUUCAGUGGUAUGUGAUUUGGGGCACCUGUUACAUGUGUUUUGGACGGCCCCAGCUGCCUAGGUGGUUUAUGUUCAACCGGGGUCCUCCAGGGGACACCAGGCUUAGGGUCAGGGGCUCCAAGCACUGCAGGCAGCUACCGCCUCAUCCAAAUAUCCCUCUGAUGUCCCCAGAUAUACAUAUGUCUGUCAGUAGUGGAUUAAUAGCGUGUAAGACAUGGUAAUAUCUAGGAGGAGGAAUGAGGUCUGACAAUAAUCUAAAUGAUAUAUGUCAAAUCUGUCAUCAAGGUGUAUUAGUAUCCCAUGACUCUGUUAUAAAGUGACGGGUCAUAGUUCAUGUCCAUAGGUAAUACUCUGUGAUGAUGGAUUAAAUGUUCAUGUGUUUAAAAACAUUAUUUUGAAUACAUGCAGUCCUUAUACAUGCUUUACAAAGGCCCUUGGGGUAAGACCUUUACAAAUAAACAGCUAAAAACCGCAAACCAUGAGCUCAAACUCCCUUCUGGGUGAACAGACCAGUUCAAGAUUGCCAUCUAGUGGAUAUAUAUAAAUGGUUCCACUGACCAAUGAGAAUCUGUUUUAGCGAUGAGAGCUUUCCUCAGCUGUCGAAACUGUCUCACUUAAAUAUGCCAUCACCGUCACACCUGAAGAUGACAGUGACAUGGAAUGAACAGAAGCACUAAGACCUUUACUUCAGUACCUCUCUGAAAUAUUCCCCAAUGGUCUAUGUGCAACCAAAAGGUGGCAGAAACACUGUCGGCCUCUAAGUGUUUGUUGCGUCUUUAUUUGAUACCUGUCAUUCAAGAACCUUCCUGAAAUACUCCAAUACAGUCUUUAUGUUGGACAUGAUGUCUCUAUGUAUUAGUCCUCCCACAGCUGUUAGCCUGAGUGUUACAUUCUCUUCACAUCUCCCAUAACCACCCAUGAUCAAUGUGAUGAAUGCUCUAACCUUUAGAUGCUGAGGGUAACUCGCACAUGUUCUGUUGAACGCAAGCGUUUUGUGGGGGUUCGAUGGGGGUUGGGUGGUUGUCCUAACGGGAGGUAGGUGUGCACAUUUUCCGUGUUCAUUUAGGCGUAUGCGAUACAUCUUUCUACAUGUGUAUAGAUGUCCGGAUGCCGCAGUAUGAUUUUUUCCCCCUCCAUCUUUCUCAUUUGCAGUAGGUAGGGCUCUACCAUACUAGUUCAUCAUUUUCUGCCCUUACAAGUUUUACAGUUUUCUCAUAACUCAUACAAUAUACAUCUAAAACAGGAUUUAAAAACAAUUAUAAUAAUUGUACAAUCCAAGUCUAAAUAUACUUAUUCUGAUUUAUACCACACAACAAAUUAAGAUAUAUGUAUCCUUCAAUAAAUGUACUGUCACCUACAAUUGUAUGUAAAAGUUAUAAAUAAAUCUAAACGUGAAUGUAUCAGCUCACUUGGUCCUGUGUGGCUCAGCUGGUAGAGCAUGGUGCUCACAAUGACGGGGGUUGUGGGUUCUAU